CAAACGAAAAUGUUCAGUCGAUUCUAAAUGAAUGACCAGGUGGCCUUACUGAAAGCAUAUGCCCGCAAUGGGCAUAUUGCACAAGCAGAGAAGAUUCUCUAUGCAAUGCCCGAGUGGAAUCUUCUUGCCUGGACCACGCUGCUGGCCGCAAGUGUCCAGGCUGGGAAUCUCAAAGAAUGUAAAAGGAUCUUUGAGGAGACUCCACGAAGGGACAUAGCGCUCUGGAACGUAAUGCUUGCAGCAUACACUCACACUGGGAAUCUUGGUGAAGCAAAGGUCUUCUUUGAUUCUAUGCCUUGUUGGAAUCUUCUCUCCUGGACAAUACUUCUUGUGGGAUACGCCCAAAAUGGGUUUGUCACACAAGCCCGGAGAAUGUUUGACAGGAUGACUAACAGAAAUCUCGUGACAUGGAAUGCACUGCUCUGGGCUUACGCACAAAACGGCGACUUAGGCAGUGCGACUUCCAUCUUUAAAAUCAUGCCUCAGUACGACAUAGUUUCAUAUAACACAGCUCUUUCGGAAAUUGCCCAAAAGGGGCAUAUUGAGGAUACAAAGAAACUUUAUAAUGUAUUGCCAGAGUGGAACGUCAUCACCUAUAACAUUAUGUUAGCUGCAUAUGAAACAAAAGGGCUUGUGGAUGAAAUUGAGAAAAUGCUAGGAGAAAUGCCCGAACGAGACCUUGUAUCAUAUACCACACUUUUAUCAGCUUAUGCCCAAGUGGGGAAUGUGAAAUAUACUCAGCUACUCUUUGAUUGCAUGCCACAACACAAUUUAGUGUCAUGGAAUGUGCUUAUGGCUGCUUGUGUCUGUCACGGUGAUUUUGGUCUUUGCAAAAGCGUUUUUGAUGCAAUGCCCGAGCUGAACUUGGUAUCUUGGAACUCAAUGGUAUCAGCCUAUGCAGAAAGUGGUUAUCUCAUCCAGGCAAAACACGUACUAUCUGUGAUGCCAGCUUGGGACUGCGUAUCGUGGACCACCUUGCUGGUAGCUUAUUCCCAAUACGGGUAUCUUGAUAUUGCAAAAGCCUUGUUUGACCAGAUACCCGAAAAGGAUACCAUUUGCUGGAACGCAAUGGCGUCUGCAUAUGCCCAAUCUGGGCAUCUUCAAGAGGCCAAACAAAUGAUGGACUUGUGUCCGUAUGUAAGUGUGCCGUCGUACAACACGGUUCUUGCUGGCUAUUCCGGCACCCCUCACGUCCAAGAGGCAAAGCAGGUGUUCGAUUCCAUGCACUACCGCAAUCUGGUUUCAUGGUUGACAAUGCUGUCGAUGUACACACAAAGCGAUAGCAUCAGAGAGGCCAGGCACCUGUUUGGUGAAAUGCCCGAGAGAAACUUGGCCGCGUUCCACAUCAUGCUGGGGGCAUUUGCCAGAAAGGAACUCCUGGAAGACGCCAAGAGUAUCUAUGAUAAAAUUCCCGAGAAGACCAUAGAAUCGUGGUGUCUACUGGUGGCAGGAUUCUCUCAACACGGGCAUUUCAUCUGCAUAGAUCCUCAGUACUUCGAGCAAGUUGACGAUGCCGUUCGCAACCAUGAGAUGUUUAAAGCAUAUGCCCAGAUUCGGCAUCCUCACAAGAGCAAACACUAUUUUGAUCACUUGCAGACCAGAGAUUCCGACACGUGGACGCAGAUGCUGGUCGUGUACGGAUACAACGGCCAGGUGGCAGAAUCGGAGCGGCUGUUUUCCGCAAUGCCCGAGCACGAAGAAGUAAGUUGGAGCACCAUGCUUCUAGCAUAUGCCCAGAACGGGCAUUUUGAAAAGGUGGUGGAUUUGUAUUACAGACUUGUGAUGGUCACGAAUCCCCGGCUGGUUUGCUUCGUGUCGGUGUUGGUCGCUUGCAGCCGCAAAGGAGACGUGGAAUCUGGACGGCAGUGCUUUGGCUCGAUCAAGUCUGACUUUGGCCUUGACUACUCCAAGCAGCACUACAGUUGCAUGCUGGAUCUCUUGACGCGAGCUGGGCGGUUCCAAGACGCGACGGACCUCAUCAGCAGCAUGCCUUUCGAGCCGAGCGAUGUGGAAUGGAGAUGCCUGCUCGCGGCUUGCAGAUGCCGUGGCCACAGCGCGCUUGAAGCUCGAGGAACAGUGGGAAAUGCCCUGGAUACUGGAUCGACAGACUCGUCGACUUAUGUUCUGGCAGCCAACGUCGUGUGUUGAUGGAGAG
Messenger RNA from Selaginella moellendorffii, 2155 nucleotides. RefSeq names its product pentatricopeptide repeat-containing protein At2g35030, mitochondrial-like. The record is from RefSeq and is a predicted model, not a curated record. The transcript has a single exon. Lineage: Eukaryota; Viridiplantae; Streptophyta; Lycopodiopsida; Selaginellales; Selaginellaceae. The coding region runs from base 28 to 2148 and encodes 706 amino acids. Gene Ontology annotation, molecular function: protein binding.